UGCACCGGUGGCUUGAUGUACAGCCACGAGCUGCAGACCUGCGACUGGCCACGCAACGUUGGAUGUGAUCUGCCCGCGCUUAGCUCACCGUCGGCACCGUCGGCUGGCCGUACGGUUACGCCACGCGUACCGCAGGUGCUGAGCAGAGUGCGCUUUUCGUCAUCUGGUGCAUCGGCUCCAUCGGGACCGUCGGGACCAUCGGGACCGUCGGGACCGUCUGGACCUUCGGGACCUUCCGGUCCGGCCGAACCAUCCGCACCGGCACGCAUUCAACAGAUUCACAAUCUGCCACCGCCACCGCCACCACCGGCCAACCCGAACCCGGUCAUAACCACACGCGGCCAGCCGAAGAACUCGCCCCAGGAGAACAUUGCCCAGCUUUACGCCGAAGCUCACGAAACACUGCCACCGGUGGAGGAAGAGGAAUCGGAUCGUCAGCAGCGUGUUUACCGCGGACAGCCAAGCACGGUAUCGCAAGUGCAGCGCGAUCGGGACGGUAUCCUGCAGCAACAGAGUGUCAAUGCUAUACCGACUCAGGCUAAAGUAGGUUCCUUUGCGUACAGUGCUCAACCACAGCCGUUCAGUGCUGACAAGAACGAUGACGAGUCACUACAAACGUUAGACGAUACAUCUUCCACUGACAGCAAAGCCCACGAUCGCAAGAAACGAGACACUAUCGGUCAAACUAAGCCUGAUACUAAAACGGACACUGCCCAUGCGCCACCGGUGACGCAGAUUGACCCAACUUCCGGGGCUGGUACCGGUGACGAAAUAAACAAAAACACUGUCAAACGAUCCAACACGGAUGAAGCUUCGGUGCAAGACUUGCUUGCGCCGGAGAAUUCUCCUGACAGUUUGGCACCAUCCAGCGGUGGUGACAGCCAGCGUACGGCACGUCAACUUCGUCAGUUGGGAAAUUGGCAGUACCGAUCGCUGGACACAUCUCUUUCUCGCCAAAACAAUUACUCGCCGAGCAGUUUUGAUCCGUUCGGAUACACGGUGUUACCAACUGCUUCGACGUAUUUUAAGCCCGGUGCACGAUACUUCCAACCGCAAACGUACAGCAAGAAGGAACUGACCCAAACCUAUAACGACUAUCUGGAAGCUUACAGCAAAAGCAAGCAGCCCACGUACAACGUCCGUCCGGUGGAGCUGCAACCGCAUAAAUCGUCCGGUUUGCAAAAUUACAAGACUAUUGCCAAAAUCACACCCCAGGACACGAUCAUUCCGCUGCUGCUAGCCAAUCAGCAACAGCAGCGACCGCACCAAUCAAACUACGGUCAAACACAAUUCACAGCGGCCGCUUUUGUCAACAGUCACAAUAACAAAAAGUACACAACGCCCGCAUCACCGCUCGAUGGUGACGAGGAAACGAUACCGGACAACUUUGCGUUCUUUCACUUCGGCAACACCUACUCCUCCACGCCGAUUUCCGUCAACAAUCACGCGAAAGCGCCAAAGCAAUCGAAACCCUCCAACGUGCAGAUUUCGAACGUGGCCCAACCGACCCAAAAGACGCCCUACAUAGCCUUCAGCUCGGUCGGAGGAUUCUUCAACAACCAACCCACGGCAAACCCGCUGAAGGAGAGCUUCGUCGUUAAACCCAAUCACUCGAAACCGAAGCAGGUGCACGUUGUAUCAGCUGGUCCCAGUACUCCGGCACCCGUGUACGAGGGCAUCUCGAAUUCGAUUCAAUCGAGCGGACUCCGAUUCUCCGUCACCACACCAAAGAUUGUGCAGGGAACCGGCCUGGAACUGUACCAACCUAACGUCUAUCUUAACGCUCCCCGACCACAGAUCUACAGCGGAUAUGGUGGUAAACCUUCCGGGGCUAUUUAUGAAGCAUCGACGCCUAAGCCGAGUUCGGCUCAAUUUGUUACCAAGUCAACUAAUGGCUUCCAGCCCAUCUCAGUGUCGACCACACCGAAAUACUAUCAACCUCAACUAUCCAAGACGGUGAGCCCGAGUGAGUACAGCAAAUUCUACGAAUCCAUCAAGAACUCCCACAUCGCCCAGCUAAAACCAAAUGCAGAACCUGCGCCUGUUCGUAUUGGAUCAGGCCAGGUAGUUUACCGGCCCGUUUCCAACAACACAAAACUUCAGCCAGUUUCCCAAGGAUACGGCCCACAACAGGUAUUCUACAGUCCCGCGGGAUCGUCUCCACUCAGCCCGGUAUCUGCACCAAAACCUCAAGAAUCGGCCGAGUUUUACUACGAAGAAGAUGACGAUAUAGACCAGCGCGGUCAAAAGUAUGUGAAGAACACGCUGGACCUAAACCGGCGCCCCGUUUACGGCAAACGUCCUUAUGGGGACGAGGAAGAGGAUGAAGAUGAAUAUUACGAAGACGACGAGGACGAUGAUGAUGAAUAUCAGUAUCGGUAUCCGGUGAACAAAUCCAAGUACACUCCAAUGACGGAAACAAUGGCUCCGCGGCCAAUGCAAAAUGUGACCACACCCAAGCCACCGGGCUCGGUAUCGGGUAAUCUGUACUACAACUACGAAACAACUACGUGGCGUGCACCGACAGUGACCACGUAUUCCCCCAGCUCCACCUCCGACAUUCCACCAAUCAUCAAAUUCCCGGAGGAUGUCUUCCAGGGUAUUAAGCCGCUAGGCGACGUACCGCGUUAUCUUAACAAAUCCACCCUUAGACCGUACACGAUACGGCACCGUCUACGCCCAACGGUUGUACAGCACAAUCAUCUAGAAGAGAGUGUCUCCAGUGAUCGUGGCCGCAUUAUGACCACGACAGCUACCGCUAGACCUCCAGUGACGACGACUGCACCCCGCUACUAUCCUACCACGGUGCGUACGCGCAUCACGACCAAGACUUCGACUCGUAAACCAGUGGCCGUUACGACGCAACCCACGGUCACUACCACUACCGCCACGCCCGAACCUCCGACUACCCAGACGACGUCGCGCAAACGCUACACGAUUCGACCGAAUCGUGGCCAGCAGCGCUGGCGCACAACCGAGACACCGGAACCAAGCACGACCAACGGCCGACAAGCCAGUCCGACCAGACCGACCAAAAUUCGACCGCCACUGGAGCUCGAUGAACGCCUACCGAACAGAGUUGAAACAUCGUCACCAGCCCCACAGAACCGAUAUGUGCCGGAACAGCAACAGAAGACGCAGCUCACGCAGAGUAACAGAAAUUACUACAACACCAGCAACUACGAACCAUCUGCGUACGAUUCGUACUACGCCGUUUACGAUGAGGAUGUUGAAUUGUACCGAGAUGUUGAAUAUCAACCACAACCCCAGAAACCAGUCGUUUCGUCUACGUACCGUCCGACAGUGGUCACCACCGUGGCUCCCACUUCGCAGCGAGAUCCGUACGUCACUUCUCCACGAACUACCUACCAGAGACCUUCCUACCAGGCAGACUAUGACGAUGCUCUAGUGGCUCAGCUUGAAGAAGAUCGUUACAAUCAGAAGCAAACCAAUACACAAAUAAGAAAUGAGUUGAACUCAAUCUCGGACCGUCCGAUACUGGUGUCGUCCACGAUCCGUGCGUAUAACAGCCCCAAGUAUCAGACGGCCUUCGUUACGACGCCCGAGCCCUUCUCACUGCCGUCGUCAACCACAGCCAGAACCACUACAACCACCACCACCACUACCACCACCACAACACCUGCUCCAAUACAGUACUAUACUACAAGAUCAUCACAAUUGGACGAUCAAAGUAAUAAAACAACACCCAAAUCAAUCAUAUUAACACUCGCAGCACGCGCGGGUUCCUCAUCGACCCCAGAGCCUUCCUCCUCUCCCUUCCUUGUGUCCUUUGCGCCGUCCCCACAAUCUCCCUAUGAGCCACGGUACCGCAGUAGCACUAGCUCGGUUCCACGAUACAUUAAACCAUCAUCAACUACCACAACCACUACCACCGCCAUACCCAGUACAACCACCACACUACCUCGCACGACCACUACCACCCCCACCGCCGCUGACCAAUAUCCACGGUUCCGUCCGUCCACUCAGUACGACCAGCAGGUCCCUUCCGGGGUUAACUUCCAUCCGAUCCCGGAUGAUCACUACUAUGACGACGAUAGUGACGCCCGUGAGGAUAGUGCCGACCAGGUGGAUGACGAGUACGCGACUCUGUCCAAAACUCGGUACGAUUAUGGGGCACCGUCUCGUGCCGCCGCGGAUUCGACGAACGACCAUUCCAAGAAGCAGUUUAUUACCCAAAAGCUUCUGCCGGUGUUCUCGCAUACGUACUCGCAGUCCGAUCCUCGUUCGGCGUCAUCGGCAAACGCACAUGCAAUGUCGUCCGAUGUUUACGAUGAGACUCCCUUUUCGUACGAUACACGGCCGGACUUUUCACCUUCCGGUGCCGCUGAACAGUUUGUCCCACUGACAAGCACAUUGCCACCAACAACCACUACGACUACUACUACUAGAAAGCCAACGACAACCCCUACCACUACCACAACUACCACUAUGAAGCCUACAACAACUACCACUAGAAAGCCCACGACAACCCCUACCACUACGACAACCACCACUCAAAGGCCUACUACAACCCCCAUUGCUACAACAGUGUCCCCAAUAACCCGUUUGCCCUACACCGUUCAAGAAUCCCAGCGCCAAAAAUUGCAAAAGUUUAUCAUCUCUGACAUCCAACCGGCUAGUUUCCGGACCCCGUUUAGUACCACGGCUAAAGCACAACCCCUGCCCGAUUACGAUAGCUAUCUGUAUCAGGAAGCAGUUCCGAACAGUGUACGAUCGCGCAAUCAGCACACUUUUCUGAAAGCCAUUGCUACAACGCUUUCGGCGACGCAAUCCUCCACGAUCGCAACAACCACGCCGGAAGCUCCUAUCAUACGAUCAUUCACAUCCAGGCCUACUCCUAUUGCAUCUCAAUCUCCCGUAGUCCCUACUCGUUCGGAACAAUUUGGUUCCAACAAAUCGGUUCGAUUGACGCUCACUUCGCAAGAUUGGAAUGACCAACGUCCUCUUUCGACGUUUAGUUCCAGUACCGGCGCGCCAAAGGUUGACAAUCGCUCGGAACAAAAGUUUAGUAGCAAUAGGUUUUAUAACCUUACGCUAAGCUCCGGGUUUGUCGGUUUGCCGGGAACUGUCCCAAGUUCAGGCUACCGUGCGCGCAUGGAAAUUCCAAGAAACCAGGAACCCUUGCCGAGCUAUACAUCCUUUACACUCUCGGAUGCUGUCACAAGUAGUUCGCGUGGGGUAUCCACUACCAAUUCGGAAGAGUUGCCCGAAACAACUACUCCAUUCACUACGAUUACGACACCUAGUACUACUACUACUACUACAACUCCUACCGUAAGCCCCAUUUCAUUAGCCACCGGAAGUGGCCCUAGUAAUGUACGAUUUGUUUUAAGUUCUAGCUUAGGCACUACUGUCCGACCUCGUUACACGAAGUUCCAGGACGAGAAUGUUGCUCUUUAUAAGAGCCGUGAUGUACAGACCACGACGACAACGAUAAAUCGGCUUGCACCACGGCCAACCGUCGUCCCAACCGCUUCAAGCGACUGGGUCCCAUUGAUAGAGGAGAAGAUCCUGUCCAGUCCCAAGACCAAUACAUUGCUCGAACAGGAAGAUCAGGAACGUGAUACGGAUGAUCCACUGCUCCAAACGCGAGUACAAACGAAUACGGAGUAUUCCGUCGACACGGUCACUACACCUUCGACACCUCCGACUCGGUUCCCACCUAGAACUACUCUGGCGCCAUUCGGCAGUCUAGAGGGUAGAAAAUCUAUUGAAAAAGUACAAAGUCUUCCAACGCGUAGUCCUGUCCUCAAAGAGACAACUAGCAAAACACUUGAUCCGGUUACUAAUCCGCCAACGCGGUUAGUAGUUUCGCCGUACAAAAGUUUGGAGGUUCAGCGUCAAACCACUUCCUCCGAUAAACCGUUUGCAUCUACGUCGAGAGUUAUCUCGAAUCUGUAUCGUACGACCACACCCGAAAUACCGGCUGUCGGUGGUCCAACGGUAAAGAGCUACUUCCAGUUCACAGCUGUACCGAAGUUGGCUGCUAUAUUGCGUGAAACUACCACACCUAGUACGACAACGGUUCGAUUAACCACUACUACUACCACGACGACUGUUGCUCCUCCAAGCACGACCGUGACUAGUACGAGUGAAGAGCCUACUACCGUUCGUAGUACUAGUGCACCUUCAUCGACGACGGUCCCAUCAACUUCUCUCAGCAGUAGCUCUGAAGAGGUGACCACUACCACCAGCUCUUUGCCCAGAUCGACCGAGGUGUUUCGGGGUCGGUAUCGUCCCGUGUUCAGCUUUGUACGUUCUUCGGAAUCGUACGAUGAGGCAACUACUCCACGGUAUCACUAUCUUCGUAAUCGUGGACGAGGGUCUCCCCGCCGUUCCUACACCAGGUUACGGCCAACGUCACAAAGUUACACUCUAGAAUCGAGCACGAUUGAUGACGCGCUUAGUAUACAGAAAACAUCCCCAGCUAGCAGUAGCUUAGUUCCGACAAGAGAUUACAGUGGAACGUCCGAUAGUACAGUGUUAUCGAUUGCCACCGAGUAUGACGAUCGUGUAGGUAGUUCAAGCUCAUCUUCCUCAGCCUAUCUGAACCGUAUUCCGACAACCGAUCGUACGAAAUACCAAUCGACCGAUCGCGAAAUCUCUAAAACAGCACAUGUCAAGAGUCGUUACGAUCGACUCGAUUUCAAUCGUACCGUAAAGGAAGAUCAGCUACAACAAUCCGUUACUACCGGGCAACCGAUUCGCGUUGUCCAAAUCACGGACAAACCGGUAUACUAUACGCGCUUCCAUUCGACAUCCACUGAAGAAAGUUCUUUUGCUGUCGCCAACAGCAGUCGUGAGCCGGAAUCGACAACGAAAAAAUUCCGUGCUACGGUCGAGAUGCCGGAAAUGAACAUUCCGACCGAGAAGGAGCUACUUUCCUAUCAUCAGGACAGUGGGAACACGUCGGAAGACGAGGAUCGGGACCUCGAUGACGAUGAGGACGACAGUGAAGAUGACGAUGUUGAGCCCGUGGACGAAGAUCUGGCGGAUUAUUCGUAUCUGGAAACAUCCAGCAUACCGUCGACUACGACGACUAGCUCUAGCACAACUACAACGACACUACGGAGCACCUUUAGGCCGAUGGCACGUGCCUCCAAACGAUACACGACGCCACAUUAUGCCGCCAUUGCGGCAGUCACUACCGAGCGUAAUUUCCAUUCGGCUGUGCCAUCGCGCUUCUACCCUAGUACAACGCAAGGAUUGAACCUUACGGCUGGUGCUGCUGAGGAUAUCGGGAAGAGCUACAUUUUGAACAGUAGCUCUGUUUUGUUCCCCCAAUCUUCCACCACCGUUCCUUCCAUUCCCACCACAACCAAUACUACCACAACCCUCACAACCACCACCACCACAAUCCGCCCGCCAACGACGUACUCCGUAAACAAGCUCCCACCGCGCGCUUCCAGGGUCAAUAAUGCCAUAAAGACCACGAUCGCAGCCGCACAACUGCCACGCCGAUAUAGCAAACCAUCCGCAGCAGGAAAAAGUAUACAAUGUACAGAAAACUCACUGUCCGCCAAAUGCAACGAGAUUCCCUCGAGAGUUAGCAACAGUAAUAGUAACAACAACCGCAACCGUGGCAGUUCGCAUUAUGCGACCGAUGGGCAAUCGACCGUUUCGGCCAACCGAGGAACGCACCCACCACGUGCACGACCAACAUUGAAGCCGUCGCAGAACAUCGUUUCGAAGGCGCAGGAGUUUGUCGAUAUUUAUCGCCAUCCGCCAACUCGUCCGGAGCCUCUAUACCCUCAACCAACACCGGACAAGACAGCUGCCAAAUGCCGGAAGGAUGUGUGUCUGCUGCCCGAUUGCUACUGCGGUGGAAAGGACGUACCUGGUGAACUGCCGGUGGAGCAAGUGCCACAGAUCGUACUGCUCACGUUCGACGAUUCCGUGAACGAUCUGAACAAGCAGCUCUACCAGGAUCUGUUCGAGCGAGGACGUGUUAACCCGAACGGUUGCCCAAUCACGGCGACGUUCUACGUAUCGCACGAAUGGACCGAUUACAGCCAGGUGCAGAACCUGUACGCCGACGGACACGAAAUGGCAUCGCACACAGUUUCGCAUAGCUUCGGUGAAUCGUUCUCGCCCAAGAAGUGGGCCCGUGAAGUUGCCGGCCAGCGUGAAAUUCUUUCCGCAUACGGUGGCGUCAAGCUGGAAGAUGUGCGCGGUAUGCGUGCACCCUUCCUGUCGAUCGGUGGCAACAAAAUGUUCAAGAUGCUGCACGACUUUAACUUCACGUACGAUUCGUCGAUGCCGGUGUACGAAAACCGUCCGCCGAGCUGGCCGUACACGCUUGACUACAAGAUCUUCCACGAUUGUAUGAUUCCGCCCUGUCCAACCAAGAGCUAUCCAGGUGUUUGGGAGGUUCCUAUGGUGAUGUGGCAGGAUUUGAACGGUGGUCGCUGCUCGAUGGGUGACGCUUGCUCCAAUCCGCCAGAAGCCGAGGGUGUGUAUAAGAUGAUCAUGAAAAACUUCGAACGUCACUACACGACCAACCGGGCACCGUUCGGGCUGUACUACCAUGCCGCCUGGUUCACGCAGCCGCACCACAAGGAAGGAUUCAUACAAUUCCUGGACGCGAUCAAUUCGAUGAAGGAUGUGUUCAUCAUCACGAACUGGCAGGCGCUGCAGUGGGUACGCGACCCAACUCCGCUCUCCCGCAUCAACUCCUUCACGCCCUUCCAGUGCAACUAUGGGGAUCGUCCAAAGCGUUGCAACAACCCGAAGGUAUGCAACCUGUGGCACAAAUCUGGCGUCCGGUACAUGCGAACCUGCCAACCCUGCCCGGACAUAUACCCAUGGACCGGCAAAACUGGCAUCCGUUCGUCGCGCAUCGACAACGACAUCGAGGUAGCCGACACCAACUAAGUCAUACCAGGUGAUGUGUGCGUGCAGGCAGCGUCCAUCACGUGUUGGAGUUCUUUUUUUUGCCCGGUGCUCAAAAGCAUGGCGCCAUUUGCUGGAAGGAUUUUUUUCUUUUGCAACCAAAUUCAAUCUGUCAGUUAAAAGAAAACUAAUCGAACCACAAACCCGAUUGCGCCCAAGCAUAUAGCCGGCAAUGAACCGAGUCGUCAAACACUGCCCUGCACAGCAGCAACACGCGCGCGGAAUACGGCACCGAAAGUUCCCAGAACCAUCUGAUAAGGAUUUGCGGCUGUGUGCUUCCUUAAACUAAACGCAAAACAUACGCCAUUAUCGUCGAUCACUGCUACAACUGCUCCAUUAAAACAGAUGUCCGCUAGGACUCUGUCCACUGGAGCUUGUAUUUGUACUCUACUGAACAUUCAUCACCCUAUUACAUCGCACGCGCUCUUCCUUUUGUUUUAGGGUAGGAACUACCGAAGGCAACGACGUGGUAAGAUGCCUACCGGCUUAGAUACUAAUUCUAGUGUAUGAUACUAUUUUAUUCAGCUAUAAAUUAUUAGAACUACGCAGAACCUUUAGUAGGCGACCUUAGUGGAAAGCAAAAUGGUGGAACGGUGUGGAACACGUUAAACAACACCAACAAGUGUGUAUACUACUUCUGGCAUGUUUUCUGAUUGUAAAUAGUUUUGGCCACUUUACAAACGGUACUAAACGUGAGCACUUAUUUCGGACAGAACAAAAAUUGAUUGUAAAAAUUCUGAAAUUUUGAUCUGACGCAACCUACAUGGCUAAUACUAGUGCAACAUUUUAGCUAUAUUGUGUGUGUUUCUUUGCCGAGUUCUACUGAGCUAUUUUUCACAAUUUCUGGCACGUUUCGUCCACUAUUUAAGGCUACUGUUUAUUGCGUAUACCUAUGAGUGUGGCACAGCAGUGAUGAUAAGUACACAGGCAGGAUGGAAGUAAAACACGCUCGGUGACUGGAUAUAAGUGCACUGCCAUAAUGAGAGGAAAAAAUUGAAUAACAAAAAAAUAUUUGCAACUGGAAAGCACCAUUGCUGAGCGAGAAUUAGAAGUGAAGUGAAAAUAUGAAAUGAUAAAAAAGAAGUACAGCAUAAAGUAAUGAAAGUUGCACAAAAAUCCUAUAAGAAGAGAUAGAAACAUACAAACGAACGAACUAAGCAAAACACUGAACGUGUUAAGUGUGUUGACAUUGAUAAAACAAGAUACUAUAGAAUGAAAUGCAAAGCAACUCAAACAACUGUUGGCAACAUUGUAACGCAAAACAAAACAUAAUAGCGUCACUUGUGAAGUAUCGUCUAACGCCCACUGUUACACUGGUGUCCAGUUCCAUCGUUUUGUUGCUGUAUUCUAAUUCUUACCGAGUUUUUUGGGAAGUUUUUCUAUCUUCCGGUUACGGUAUGCUUUCGGUUAAAAGGUUAUACUUCUGGUCUUUCGUUUUAUCUGCUUAUACUUAAUUUCAAAAAGCAUAUAUAAAUUAAAAGCAAACACGUAUGUGCAAGACGAUGGUACGCAUACCUUUGUAACGGGGCGUUCGCUACGAGUGUAACUUCUAUUUCAAACCUCAAACUCAAACCGCAGUUCGUAAACUAGGUGGCAGCAACUAGCGUGUUCCGUUGACAAUCAGAGACAGUAUUGUGCUAAACCACGUACCGAAGGGGUGGACCAGAAAGUGACAAUAUUUAUAGGUUUAUAGGCGAUAACUUAGGUGGAAGCACACAGGAAGGCACAAAAGCAGAAGAGUGUAGUGGUAGGAAUAAAAUGAAUGCUUUCGUUUCUGUAAAUAGAUCAUCUAUCGGGCACUUGCAAACAAAUGGGCAAAUCCCGUACACCCAACACUGUCCGCAACGGUCAGCUGCGGGCGUGAAAAUGUGUGCUCUCUAUACCCUGUAAGAUGGGCAAUAAGAUGUCGAGUGGCAGCUCGUAGCAGAGUGAAAAGCGUACUUCUUGCUUCUUUUCUUACAAUUUGACAAUGUUUGACAAACAUUCUUCAGCAAUUGGUAGUUUGCGAGUACAUGAAGGGAAACCGGAAUGUUUGUAUCUUCUUUUAUUUUCGCCCGCCUUUUCGUAUAUUACUGACAAAACGCCACCAUAUGCGUGUGGGUGCGUCCUCACUUAGGUCUUUACCGAAAAUGUAUUUUUUGUCUACCUUGUCCGUUUUGUGUUACUGUUAGCUGUUAGGAAUUCAAACGAUGAACGACGAGCGGUGGAAAAGCACGCGGAUGAGUAAACGCUAGUGUUGUGUAUUGGAGUA
This is a messenger RNA of Anopheles moucheti, 11164 nucleotides long. RefSeq names its product mucin-12 (gene Cda5). The transcript has 15 exons. Gene Ontology annotation, molecular function: hydrolase activity, acting on carbon-nitrogen (but not peptide) bonds. Lineage: Eukaryota; Metazoa; Arthropoda; Insecta; Diptera; Culicidae. Bases 16 to 8895 code for a protein of 2959 amino acids. Gene Ontology annotation, biological process: carbohydrate metabolic process. The record is from RefSeq and is a predicted model, not a curated record.